GCCGCCAACACACUCAGACCGUUUUCGCGCUAAAGUGAAAUGGCGAUGUAAUAUUAGCAUUUAUUUCGUAUAACUGCAUAUUAGCAGCCUACUUUUUGUUAACUACUGUACAUGUUUUUAGACUAAGAUGUGAUGAUUGGAUCGUCGGAGUUGUUAUGAAGCGAGAGCAAGCUAACCAUAACUAGUAUCGCCACAGUGUUGGACCCUCUUUAUACACUUGCUAAACUGAGUUAUCUUAGGUUGUAAGACCAUGGCACUUGUAACCGCAGAGACUUUAAAGUCAGAGCUGGAAAUAUUCGGCAUACCCUGCGAAGAUGAUUCUGUCCUCGACAAAAUGGUUGAACAGUGCAUUUGUAGCAGGAUACAGGCAGAUGAAAUAGUACUGGAGUGGGUGGCGUACAGCAGCACAAAAAACAGUCUGAAACUCAGCGUGGACAACCUGGAGCAGUUUGAACACGAGGUCUUAAGGAGGAAGAACAAAUCUAAAUCAAGCUCCAGAAAAGAAGAAACUCGUAACAGGACCAGAGACAUUUACACAAUAAAUGACAUAAUAAAAGCUGAGGAAGAUGAGGAGAAUCUCUUAGACUCCUAUUCCACUCCUGCUAAGGGGUCUCAGAAACGAGCACUAACUACUCCAGAACAUCCUCAGUCUAAGAGGAGUGCAGCUCUGCUGGCCAGCCCAGGCCUUCUGCUGUCUCCAGCCAGUUUCUCCCCCAGUGCAACGCCCUCACAGAAGUACAGCCAGCGAGGAGGGAAAGGGGAGGUGGUGGUGACAUUUGGGGCAGUGCAGGGCACUCGCUGGGUGGGCAGGAAGAAUCCAGGUGUUGAUGUGCAGCUGGAGCUCCUGGAAGGGCCAGAAGACUCCCUCCGCUGCAGCUACAAAUACAUGUUCCAGAGGCUGCGAGAUGUCCGAAAUGUGUUGUCAGAGAAGAUUGAGGAGCUGGGAGAAAGCCUCAGGUCUCACUUCAGCAUUGAAGAGUUCUCUCCUGUCUCUCUUCCUGCCCAGGAUGCUAUAACUGUGUUGGGUCAGGUGUGCUGUGACAGUAAUGGCAAACUGAAUGCACAGUCAGUUCUGUUGGAGGCAGGACCAGAACUGGGUGGUCAGCAAGUACCUGUUGACCUGUCUGAGCUUAAAGAGUAUUCCCUCUUUCCUGGUCAGGUGGUGGUGAUGGAGGGGAUGAAUGCUACAGGAAGAAAACUUGUCGCUUCCAAACUUUAUGAGGGGGUUCCUCUUCCUUUUUACUCCUCAAAUGUAAAGAUGGAGACUGAUGAAGCUGCAGAGCCAGUAAAUGUACUCGUGGCCUGUGGACCGUACACACCCUCAGACAGCCUGACUUUCGAUCCCCUGCUGGACCUAAUAGGGGUCAUUGUCAGGGAUCGUCCUGAUGUCUGUGUGCUGCUCGGCCCAUUUGUCGAUUCCAAACAUGAACAAAUUGAGAAAGCUCAGGUGACCGAGACGUUCAAGUCUAUUUUCUCUAGAUGUAUAGAAAGCAUCGUUGACGGCACCAAAAGUGUUGGCUGUCAGCUGGUGUUUGUGCCCUCCCAAAGAGACAUCCAUCACCAUUUCAUCUACCCGCAGCCCCCCUUCACCCUGCCGAAUUUCAGCAAAGACCAGGCCCAGCAGCGUAUCACUCUGGUCCCCGACCCCUGCACCCUGCUGAUCGAUGGCGUUACCUUUGGUUUGACGUCCACAGACAUCCUGUUCCACAUGGGUGCAGAGGAGAUCAGCUGUGGUACUGGCUCAGACAGAUUCUCACGCAUUCUGAAGCACAUGCUGAUCCAGAGGAGUUACUACCCGCUGUAUCCUCCUGCAGAGGAGGUGAACAUGGAUUAUGAGAAAUUCCAGAGUUUCGGUCAGAUGCCGCUCACCCCCGAUGUCCUCAUCACUCCAUCUGAGCUGCGAUACUUUGUAAAGGAUGUGGCCGGCUGUUUAUGUGUGAAUCCUGGACGGCUGACCAAAGGUCAGGUGGGGGGCACAUACGGCAGGAUGCUCAUUCAGCGCAGCGCCACACCAGAGGAGGGGAAGCGAGUGAGCCCCUGUUUGGCUGCUCAGGUGGUAAAAAUCUAACGGGAAUAAAUAUUUUAAAGGAUCAGAGUCACCAGAAAUGAGUUUAAUUGACCACAAGCAGUUUUCUGUGAGCACUGUAUUCUUUAACAUCUUCAAAAGCAAAUUCACUGUACUGUUAAGACCAAUAAAAUAUUGGUUUAUUUUUGUAUUGCAAACAUGUUUGAUUGAUCUGAUUGAUGACGUGUCAGUCACUCAGAUAAAGCAGCAAAAAUCUUUAAUUGUGCAUUUUUCUGGUUUCUUUUGGGCUUUUUUUUCCUGCUCUAUGCUUUACUCUUUAAAUAUAGUAAGUUCCCCUUGACCAGAAAUAAGAAAUUGUUAGAAAAAACGAAUAAACAAAUAAAAACA
This is a messenger RNA of Melanotaenia boesemani (Boeseman's rainbowfish), 2413 nucleotides long. RefSeq names its product polymerase (DNA directed), alpha 2 (gene pola2). Lineage: Eukaryota; Metazoa; Chordata; Actinopteri; Atheriniformes; Melanotaeniidae. The coding region runs from base 251 to 2068 and encodes 605 amino acids. The transcript has 18 exons. Gene Ontology annotation, biological process: DNA replication initiation; DNA replication. Gene Ontology annotation, cellular component: alpha DNA polymerase:primase complex. The record is from RefSeq and is a predicted model, not a curated record. Gene Ontology annotation, molecular function: DNA binding.